This is a messenger RNA of Talaromyces atroroseus, 3429 nucleotides long. RefSeq lists its product as hypothetical. Gene Ontology annotation, biological process: transmembrane transport; proteolysis; peptide metabolic process. The coding region runs from base 1 to 3429 and encodes 1142 amino acids. The transcript is spliced from 11 exons. Lineage: Eukaryota; Fungi; Ascomycota; Eurotiomycetes; Eurotiales; Trichocomaceae. Gene Ontology annotation, cellular component: mitochondrial intermembrane space. Gene Ontology annotation, molecular function: transmembrane transporter activity; metalloendopeptidase activity. The record is from RefSeq and is a predicted model, not a curated record.
AUGGAACUCGAGAAACAGGAAUUCGCCGAGACUACGGUGCAAGACGUCGAGUCUGGCGCUUUGAAAAACGUCAAGCCUAGAGAUGCGGAUUUGGCUCUCGGAGUCUAUGAGUUGGAUGUCACUGAAGCUGAGAUCGCCGCCGUCGACCACCAGAAACUUGUCCGAAAGAUCGAUCUACGACUGAUUCCAAUUAUGACGGCGGUCAUUACUCUCUUCACAAUGGAUAAAGCUACUCUGUCCUACUCGUCAAUCAUGGGAAUCCGGCACGAUGCGCAUUUAACGUCGAAUGAGUAUUCCUGGCUGGGAAGUAUCUUCAGUCUGGGUUACAUGUUUGCAAACCUCCCAUGUGCUCUGAUCAUUCAGAAAGUUCCGCUGUCCAAAUGGGUUGUCGUAAACAUGUCAAUCUGGGGCGUGCUACUGGCUUGUAUGGCUGCUGGCAAGAAUUAUGGCUCCUUGUUUGCUAUCAGGCUGCUUCUCGGGAUCUUCGAGGCCAGUAUAACUCCUGUUUUUGUGAUCAUGACUGGAAUGUGGUAUACUCGUGCAGAACAAGCUGCUCGUCUCGGUCUUUGGUACUCUGGGGUCGGUCUAGCUACAAUAAUUGGCUCCCCGAUUGCCUGGGGAUUGGACAGUCCCUCGGCGUCUACCGGUAGCCUCUCAAGUUGGCAGCUCCUCUACGUCGUCUUUGGCGCAAUAACCGUUGCUUUGGCCAUCUGCUUCUACUUUACAGUCCCAGAUUCCCAGCUUUCCGCCAAGUUCCUCACGCCAGCCGAACGAGUGGUAGCAAUCAACCGAAUCAGAGUCAACCAACAAGGAAUUGGAAACCGGAAGUUCAAGGCCUAUCAAGCAAUAGAGCUUCUGAAGGAUCCUCGAACGUACCUGUACUUUGCCUUUCAGUUCAUUGCAAACAUAGGAUAUGGAGCGGUCGGCACAUUUGGAUCGUUGAUGCUUGUCUCUCUCGGCUUCGAGUCACGAAGAGCUCUAAUCAUGACUAUGCCUCAUGGGGCGACGACUUUGGUUGGCGUUAUAGUUACGUGCUACUUUGCUUCGAAAAUGAAUGAUCGCACACUAUGGGCUGGUGUCUCUGCCAUGUUUGGCAUCGUGUUUGGUGCAUGUCUCUACGGCCUGGAAGACAACAAGUGGGGAUCAAUCAUCGCUUUCUACUUCCAACAAGUUUUCGUCGCUGCCUACAUCCUGAACUUUAGCCUCGUCAGCGCCAACUCCGCUGGACACACCAAGAAAGUCCUCACAAACUGCGUGUUGCUGCUCGGUUCCACUAGUGGUAGCAUGACUGGACCACAGAUCACCAAGAAUGAUCCCACAUACAAGAAAGUGAAGCUCGUGAUGAUGCUGGCCCCGACAAUUUGCCUAUUGAUCCUGGCAUGUAUUCGUCUGCUCAAUAUUUUGGAGAACCGUCGACGAGACAAGUCGGAGUCGCGAAAUGAGCAUGUUGCUAACAGCGAGUUCUUGGAUUUGACUGAUGGUGAGAACAAGGAGUUUAGACGAAAAGCCCAAGUAAUGAAAUUCAUGUCUUUCCAAGAACCGCCCCAAGAAUGCCCGCGUUUCACGGCGACUCCCGAGUCACUCCUCCGGGAUACCAAACUGCUUAUCCAGCAGACAAAAGAGGUUCAAGAUCAGCUGUCCAAAACUGUGAAACCCGAGACAGUAACUUUUCAAAAUGUAUUGUUGCCCUUGAUUCAGAAUGAACAUAAAGUCGAACUAGAGAAAAAUAUCUUGAACUUCUACCAGAACGUUUCGGUGGAUUCCAACCUGCGGGAAGCGUCUCGAGAGGCGGAGAAACUGUUUGAAGCCUCGGAGAUAGAAACGUUUACGCGUGAGGACUUGCAUUGUCUAACGGAUGCUGUGGUGAUGAAUAGUAAGGAGGGCGAUUUGGAUCUCGAGUCUCAAAGAUUGCUGGAGCAGGUCCAUCGGAAAUUCGUCUACAAUGGUCUCGGUCUUCCCAAGGGCGAACCACGGACUAGGUUCGCAGAACUCCAGACACGACUGUCAGAACUCCGACUGAAAUUUGACGAGAAUCGAAAUGAAGAAAAUGGAGGAAUCUGGCUUACUCGUGAUGAGCUAGACGGGGUUCCUCAAGAUGUCCUUGACGGGCUUGAGAAGGACAAAGAUGACCCGAACAAGCUGCGCGCGACUUUCCAGUGGGCUGAUUUCAUCCCAAUUCAGAGCUAUGCGAAAACCAGCGAGACUCGGAAACGAAUAUUCCUCGGGUUUGAAAAUCAAUGUACUCAGAACGUGCCGAUUAUGAAAGAGAUAUUUGUGCUCCGGGAUGAAGUUGCACGUCUGCUUGGAGUUCCUGGAAGACCUGCGAUCUGGCCAUUCGCAAAACGCCCUCGAGGAGAUCAGUUCUCUUUUGAUGCCUUCAAGUUUGCAGAGUAUUUCUCCCUUGACACCACGGUUCGCGGUAUGCUUGAAAUUUUCGAGAGCCUCCUCGGUCUUGUGUUUCUGGAGGACGACGGUACAGAUAGAGAUAAGUACUGGCACGACGAUGUGAAGCUUUUCCACGUCUGGGAUUCCGAACUCAGGGGCGGUGGCUUUGUCGGGUAUCUCUAUAUGGACCUGCACCCUCGCCAGGGCAAAUAUAAUAACCCAUCAAAUCAUAAUUUACAGCCGGGCUUUCUCGAUGCCAACGGGGUUCGCAGGUAUCCAGCCACAGCCCUCCGAUGCGGCUUCUCCAAACCCACGCCCAAGAAACCCAGUCUGCUGAAGCACAGCGAGGUCGUGCUGCUUUUCCAUGAGUUAGGACAUGGAAUCCACGAUCUUGUGUCUCAAACAAAAUACGCUCGUUUCCAUGGAACACGGCUGGUGGACGACUUUUGCGAGACUCCGAGUAUCCUGCUCGAGAAUUGGUGUUGGAGCGCAUCAGUUCUGGAAUCUCUCAGCCAGCAUUACUCAACUCUGUCACCUGAAUAUCUGCAAAUAUGGAAGGAAGAAGCCGGCGGAGAGAAUGUGCCUCCGCCGCCCACGAAAUUACCCAACGAGAUGAUCGAGAGUGUCAUUCGGACCAGGAUGGUCAAUUCCGCCUUGGUCAAGCUGCGUGUUCUGCACAUUGCGCUUUUUGACAUGGCUGUGCAUACGCCUCGAUCUCAUCAGGAUAUUGUGGACAUGAAUAUUUCAGAACUCUAUAAUCGUCUAUGGGUACAGGUUGUCGGAUUCGAUGGGCCUGAGGACCAAGGCCAUGAAUGGGGCCACGGUGAAGCCACUAUGGGCCACAUCGUCGAUGGAUAUGAUGUCGGGUUCUAUGGUUACCUACUUUCCGAAGUCUAUGCACUAGACAUAUUUCAUAGUUUCUUCAAGGCCGACCCAAUGAACGCCAUCGAGGGCCAUCGAUAUCGAGAUACUCUCUUAAAGAAAGGAGGUAGUCAGGAUGAAAUGAAACUCUAUAAGCUACCUGGUAAUCAAUGGUUUACGUAG